This is a messenger RNA of Onychostoma macrolepis, 1755 nucleotides long. RefSeq names its product leucine carboxyl methyltransferase 1 (gene lcmt1). Bases 278 to 1255 code for a protein of 325 amino acids. Gene Ontology annotation, cellular component: cytosol. Lineage: Eukaryota; Metazoa; Chordata; Actinopteri; Cypriniformes; Cyprinidae. Gene Ontology annotation, biological process: C-terminal protein methylation. The transcript is spliced from 11 exons. Gene Ontology annotation, molecular function: protein C-terminal leucine carboxyl O-methyltransferase activity. The record is from RefSeq and is a predicted model, not a curated record.
UCAGCGGAAGUAGAUGUAAACAUGUGAUUGUCAAUCGGAGCGUUUGGUCCAGUUUUGCUUCUGUUAUGCGCCUGUGAAAUUCAGUAUGCUUGACUCAAAUAAAUGUGCUUGAAAAAAUAUUUAAAGAAUCUGUUGAUAACCUUGAAGAACUGAAUCUUAGACUGCGGCGUUUUUUCGGAAGUCGAUCAUUUUGGCUAACAUUUAGCAUUUGUGUUCAUACAAAUACAGCAUGUAUAUGUAACGCAGUGUUUAUUAGUAUUGCUUCAAAUAAGUGUCCAUGGCAUCCAAACAGCCAUUUACAGAUUCUGACACUGCUGAUGAAGCAGUCAGAGCAACUUGCGACGAUGCAUCGAUAUGCAAAAGGUUUGCUACCAGUAAAGGUUACUGGACUGACCUCUACGUCCAGUAUUUUGUGAGACAACUAGGUGAACGUAAAGCACCUGAGAUCAACAGAGGUUAUUAUGGUCGUGUCAGCGGGAUGAAUCUUCUUAUUGAUGCUUUUCUCAAGAAGACGCAAUGUGAUUGUCAGGUGGUGAAUCUUGGGGCAGGACUGGAUACUACUUUUUGGAGAUUAAAGGAUGAAAACAUUAUGCCAAAAAAGUUCUUCGAAGUUGACUUCCCAAUGAUUGUUGCCAGAAAAAUACACCACAUCAAGACGAAACCUCCACUAUCAAAACCUUUGAUUGAAACCCACUCCACUGAUUCACUCCUUCUGGAUGGUCACAGCCUGGACUCGGACAGAUAUUGUAUCAUCAGUGCUGAUCUAAGAGACCUUCCUGCUUUAGAGGAGAAACUAAAAAAGUUCCAUAUAAAUCCAGAGUUGCCCACUCUGUUUCUGUCCGAGUGUGUACUGGUGUACAUGACCCCUGAGCAGUCCUCCAACCUGGUGCACUGGAUCGCAGACACCUUCUCCACGGCCAUGUUCAUUAACUACGAACAGGUGAACAUGAACGAUCGCUUUGGGCAGAUCAUGAUUGAGAAUCUGCAGAGACGACAGUGCAAUCUGGCUGGGGUGAAUGUGUGUCAGUCUCUGGACUCUCAAAAGGAGCGCUUUCUGUCAGCAGGCUGGGAAAGUGUAAACGCACUGGACAUGAUGACGGUCUACAGCAUGCUUCCUCAGGAAGAUGUAGCUAGAAUUGAGCGUCUAGAGUUUUUAGAUGAAAAGGAACUUCUCCAACAGCUUCUACAACACUACUGCAUCUGCUGGGCCGUAAAAGAUAAGCUCAAUCUAGGCCUCUCGCAAAUUGGGUUUUAAAUGUCAGUAGGGACUUGGUUGUAAAAGUUUCAUUUGAAACGACAACACCAAGAGUGCACAGGACGAUCUUCUUGACGCUUUUCAGAGGACAGGAAGGGGAAGUCAUUUAUAUCUUUAUCUCCAUUUUUGAGCGCAAUAAAAAUGGAGACUACUGGCAUCAGCGUCUUUUCUUCUGUUUUACUUGUCUCCUGUCUCCCAUGUGAUUGAUGUGUCUCACUAAAGUGCCAUAUUAAUUCAGGCACGUUUUACAAAUGUAUAGCAUAGCUGUUAUUAAACAAUCGUGAAACAUUCAUAAGAUGAAUUAUUUUGUUAGCUAUAUGAAUAGUAAUGGGUUUUUGUAAAAGCACUGAAUAUUCAUGAACGGUGAUGAAUGAAGACAAUUAAGAGUAUAAAAUUAUUGUUAAGUGCAUGAUUUUAUUGUUGCACUUUAAUUUGAAACCAUUUUACACAAUCUGCAUUAAAAUUCAAAUCCUAGGCGGAGAGAUGCCCUUGUCAAACCA